This is a messenger RNA of Fusarium keratoplasticum, 1008 nucleotides long. RefSeq lists its product as uncharacterized. Bases 1 to 1008 code for a protein of 335 amino acids. The record is from RefSeq and is a predicted model, not a curated record. NCBI's taxonomy places the organism in Eukaryota, Fungi, Ascomycota, Sordariomycetes, Hypocreales, Nectriaceae. The transcript is spliced from 5 exons.
AUGGACCUAGACGGCAGUCCAUGCUUUGUGCUUCUCGUUUACAUUGCCUUCAUACUACGAGGGUGGGAUAACGUUUUCUUUUACUUGGACGCCGAACUGAUCAGCCAUGAAAUAACGAUUCAAAAGGAGAUUGCAAACGAGACAGAAGGGUUUCUCAGCACCAGCAAAGCUCUCAAUGCCGCUCUCCACACCAUGGCUGCCCACCUCCACCGUUACAAGACCGAGCUCCAACGUGUCGACCUGGUCCUCUCUGAUCUUCGCAGACGCCGUAAGGAGAUGACGUACAAAUCGAGGCCAAAACAGAGGCAUAAAGAGGAAGAUGGAAAGCAGGAGGACCAAGAAGAGGAAGAGGAAGAGGAGGAAGAAUUUUCACCAACAGACCGGGAGCUACAAAAAAUCGAGCAAUUGGCGUCACAUCUAAAAAUCAUUUGUUGCUCCUCGGAUGAAGCGGAGCGAAAAGUGCAGAACAUCUUGGCCCUGCUCUUCAAUCAAAUCCAAGCCAUCAACGACAAGACGUUGCAGGCUAUCCUCAACGCUUCUCAGCAAGAGAACCGGAUCUCGCAAAGACUAUCAAUGGCUUCUCACAUGCUGUCUAGGAGUAUGAAGAGAGACAGCAUCGCCAUGAAGACGAUUGCCAUCAUGACCCUUGUGUUUCUCCCAGCUGCCACAUUCGCGGCCGUAUUCGCGAUGCCAUUCUUUAUGGAGAACAAAUACCUAUCUUCACCGUCCCAAGUCUGGAUUUGGGCUAUUCUCACUGUUAUUUGUACCGCUUUCGCGUUCGGUGGGUAUAUCCACGUCGUAAAGCGUGAGGAAUCGACUCUUGUCGAUCCUGAGGAUGAUAACGACACCACCGUAUCGUCCGCGGGUAGCACUGCUUCGAACGCACCAUCAGCGGUCGGCAACGGCGAGAACACAUCUUCUAAUGGCAACAAGCAACACUGGUGGCAACGAGUCUCUCAGAGAGCAUCCCAAGGCGGUAUUGAACUGAGAGCUCGUAGGGGAUCGUAG